GCCGCGGCUCUUGGGGCGGCGUCACUGCGGCUUCCGGCGCGGGUCGUUUGAAGGCGAUGGCGGGCGCGCUGUAUGCGCCACCGGGCGCCGCGGCCGGGCCCGACUCCUCCCUCUCGCUGCUGGAGGCGGACGGCGCGCGGGAGGCCGCCGCCGCCACCGAGGAGGAGGGCGGCGGCGGCUGCCGCGGGGCGGCCGAGGACCUGCUGCCCAUGGUGUUCCUGUGCGGCGGCUGCAAGCGGCCGGUGGGCGACACGCUGAGCUGGGUGGCCAACGACGAGGAGGCGGGCUGCAUCCUGCUGCGCGGUGCCUCCGCGAGCGUCUCGGUGGACAAGGAGCAGAAACUCUCCAAGCGGCCCGGCGAGUGCGGAUGCAUGGUUGAAACUUUGUCCUGUGCUGGCUGCUCAGCAAUCCUUGGCAGCAUCUACAGAUGCACGCCAAAGCACCUCGACUACAAGAGAGACCUGUUCUGCUUCAGUGUUGACUCGAUUGAAAGUUAUGUUCUAGGAUCCUCAGAAAAGCAAGCGCUUACUGAUGAGGAGCCUAUAACUCUUGAGAGUCGAGCUGUUUUGGAAGAAGCACUAGAAAGGGCAGACACCAUAUUAAAGGCACUGGAGGCAAGACUGACUGUAGUUGAAUCAGGUUUUGCUUCUCUUCAUAAUAAUAUCUGAAAAACUUCUGCAUAUGAACUAACUGUUGGAGAACGAUGUAUAUGAAUCUUGCACCUGUAAUCCUCUGGAAUCUAUGGGAACAUUGCAAAAGCCACGCAAAGAGCUGAAACGCAGGUGGCUCAUGCUGCGGUAGAGCAAUGCUGACUGAAAGUCAUCAUAGACAAGAAGUUCUUCUCUAAGAAUACCCGAGAGAGAAAAAUAAGGGUGUGUGGUUUUUUUUUGUGUUUUUUUUACUGCUUCUUAUAGACUUUGUUUAUAUACAAACAUUUAAUUUUUUAUCUCUGAAAGUAACAUAUUUUUCUCCUGAUUCCCUCGAAAUCUUCUUGCAUCAUCUUGUCUUCACAGCCUUUUUGUCACCUGUGCUGCUCCCAGACAGAAACAAGACAGUAACUGUUUUCUGCCAGCUCAAAGCUGAAAUGUAGUAAUCAUAAAGAAGACUAUUUUCUUCCUUUUGAAGCUCUGCUAUGCAUAUAAACAAGAUUGAUAGCUGUGCAUCUUUAAGCAAAGCUUAGUGUAUGUUUAAAUGAUGAACUCAAAACAUAAAUGAAGUAUGCUUGUCAAAGCAUUUCAUUGCUUAGUGUAGAUAUUUCAAUUAUUUGAUUUAGAUCUUCUAAAUCUGUAUAUGUCUAA
This is a messenger RNA of Rhea pennata, 1298 nucleotides long. RefSeq names its product MIS18 kinetochore protein A (gene MIS18A). Gene Ontology annotation, cellular component: nucleus; chromosome, centromeric region; chromatin. The coding region runs from base 57 to 668 and encodes 203 amino acids. Lineage: Eukaryota; Metazoa; Chordata; Aves; Rheiformes; Rheidae. The record is from RefSeq and is a predicted model, not a curated record. The transcript is spliced from 5 exons. Gene Ontology annotation, biological process: CENP-A containing chromatin assembly; chromosome segregation.